Messenger RNA from Drosophila bipectinata, 1553 nucleotides. RefSeq lists its product as uncharacterized. Lineage: Eukaryota; Metazoa; Arthropoda; Insecta; Diptera; Drosophilidae. The record is from RefSeq and is a predicted model, not a curated record.
UUAGUUGCAGUCGGAGGAGCUCCAAGUAUAUGAAAUCACUGCGAAAGUAUUUUAUAAUUUCGAAAAAGUCAUCACCAAUCGAAAACAAAGACAGCCAGAGCAAUUCACCUUACCAAAGCGCUUAAAUCACAUAAUGAAUUAUUUAAGUUCAGUGUGAAUCAUAUUGAGUCGGGCUUGUAAAAAAAUUCACUCAAUAUUAAAGACUCAAGCUCGAAAUUUCGACCGUCGAGCGUCUACCGUCUAAGAGAUGCAAAUCUUCAAUGCAAAUAAACAAGUCAGCUCAAAGGUGAGCUUAAAUUGUCACUCAACCUGUUUGCAUACAAUAUUGUAAUUCGAUUCGGACUCGGAAUCGGAAGAAGUGCUUGACAGCCAAGCUGCCAGCUUGCCUGCCCAGGGGGUGACCCCGAAACCAGUUCCAAGAAAUGGCGCAAAUAUUCCUGGGAUUCGAGCGUCUCUGACGUAGAUUUGUUUACUCCCCUUAUAUGGCUUAGUAGUACCACCGAUUCACGAUAAUAUACUGAUAAAAACAACGCUGGAAGACCGAGCUGAGCUGCGAGAGCUACCAGUCGAUCGGUUAAGCUCAAUCAGCUCGGCGGAAUGAGUCGGCGCUUAAAUUUAUUUUUAUACGAGGCUGCAAGGCACGCGAUCGUCAUUUAGUAGCGAACCUUUACGCGAACCGCAUCGAACCGCCAAUAUCGCGAUAGACACCCAAGACACUACCACUAUACACAAUGUUUCAAAAAAGGAUUAUCGAGCUCAUCACGGUGCUGUUCUACUGGAUGAUACUCGUCCCCAUCAUCUACAACUACUGCAAGGAAAGAAAGAUCAUCGAAAUGGAUAUGAACAAGCUAAUCGAUUCGAUGACCACGCACGCAACCUUCGUCCUGUGCCUAAUGAUUGGAUACGUGAUUCUCUACCGGAUCGUCAUGUUCACCUACAUGAAGCUGAAGGUCUGCGACAUCGAGAUGUGGCACACCCUGAAGAAGACCAAGGAGGACCCGGAGGCCUAUCUGUCGGAUAAGACACACUACCAGCCCGUCUCCUUGGAGCACAUUGAUGUGGUCGACUCCGGGAAGAAAAAGAAGUCCAACCCCCUGAACUCUCCCCAGAUGAUCAGGACCAUCAGUGAUCCCCUGCUCACCGAAGGCGACCUGGCCCGCAUCCACAUAAAGCACGAAACGAAGCGACUGGCCAAUGCCACCAUGCCCAGGAUACACCAAGUCAACGUCCAUCCCAGUCCGAGUCCCAGCCUAAGGAGUGCCCCAGCCGUGCCCAAAAAGGACAAGAGUGGCGUCAUCAUGUCCCCCAUGAUGCCGCCCUGCCAAGUGGUGUGAUCAUGUUUCCCAAAGUCACUUGGUGAUGCUAUAGCUCAAUCAUAAAAGUCCGCGUUAAGUAUUAGCUACUGCCCAAAGAUCGAAUAGCAAAUCGAAAAAAGACGAAAUUAGUCAAAUCAUUCCAGAAUAAAUAGCGAAAAUAUUUAUUAAUAAUUAUAAGACUGCGAUUGUUGCAUGUGUUCUGUAAGAGACACACGUGUGUAGUUUAUAGAAAACAAA